Molecule: messenger RNA, 537 nt
Organism: Alternaria atra
Lineage: Eukaryota; Fungi; Ascomycota; Dothideomycetes; Pleosporales; Pleosporaceae
Exons: 3
Coding region: 1-537 (178 amino acids)
Biological process (GO): carbohydrate metabolic process
Molecular function (GO): hydrolase activity, hydrolyzing O-glycosyl compounds
Source: RefSeq, a predicted model, not a curated record
AUGCGCAGUAGCCCAUUCUACGAUAUCUUGGGAGAUGAGCACAUCAAAGUCAUUUUCGAAGCUGCUCGCGCCGCCGACCCGGACGCUAAAUUAUACAUCACCGAUUACAAUCUCGAGGAUGCGACCUAUGCAGAACACAAGUUCAUGGUCGCUAAUGUGAAUGAGUGGAACGGCAAAUGGCAAGCCGGUGGAAGACCUUUGAUCGACGGGAUUGGAUCGCAAACACAUCUUGACGCAGGCAAAGCCUAUGCUGUCGAGGCAGGGCUGAAAUCUUUAGCAGCCGCUAAUGUUGCCGAGGUUGCAAUCACGGAACUGGAUAUUGCAGGUGCUAACCCGCAAGAAUACCAAGCUGUCGCACAAUACUGCUAUUGGGUGCCUCAUUGCGUAGGCGUAACCACAUGGGGUGUCCGCGACAACGAGGCCUCUGGCAAGAACACCCCUGCCCAGACACCGCUUCUUUUUGGUUCGGAUUGGGCCGCAAAGAAGGCCUACUUCGCAAUUCGAGACUACCUCCCGGAUCUACCGAAGGCGACAUGA